Molecule: messenger RNA, 2467 nt
Organism: Archocentrus centrarchus (flier cichlid)
Lineage: Eukaryota; Metazoa; Chordata; Actinopteri; Cichliformes; Cichlidae
Gene: cdc42ep3
Product: CDC42 effector protein (Rho GTPase binding) 3
Exons: 2
Coding region: 873-1946 (357 amino acids)
Biological process (GO): positive regulation of pseudopodium assembly; positive regulation of actin filament polymerization; Rho protein signal transduction
Cellular component (GO): cytoskeleton; plasma membrane; cytoplasm
Molecular function (GO): small GTPase binding
Source: RefSeq, a predicted model, not a curated record
UAACAGAGGAGGUCUUAUCAGAUGUGUGGAGUCAGACAAGACGAGGCAGAAAAGCAGAGAGGGGAAGACUGAACGCACGCUCGCUGUUUACAUCACGAGGGACUAUUUUAGAAAAGGGAGACGGCCACGCAUCCCAUGAGGAAUCUGUUUUUCUCCACGCAGUGCUAAUUUUUGGGGGACUGCGAGACCAGAGCUUGUGAUCACUCAACGCCACAGCUCCACCAAGACACAGGAAGCGAGGAUGAUCCUCAAACACCGCAGAGCAGCCUAAAAAAAAUAUCCAAUCUCAGGGUAAGAGAGAGGACAGACAUGCACAGGUGUUGUUACAGAGAGAGAGAGACAGCGUCAAGAAGAGAGAGAGAGAGGAAGAAGCGGAGGGAGUGAGGGGAGGAGACUUGACUUGUUUCAGAGAGGAAUAGGAGUCGGAGAGCAAUUCCAAAACAGCUGUCCGGCAGACGUCCCAGUCGACAGAAGUGCAGCCCCGAGGCAGAGACGUUAGGGCAGUGUCAACAAGCCACAGGAGCAGCACAGCAGCCGCUGAGCACACACACACAUACAGACACACAUAUCAACUGGGGGCUGCAGUGUUCAAGAGAACCCGAGCGAUACAUCAAGGGGAAUCAAGAUCUCUCCAACAAAACACCUGAGGAAACUGCCCAUUCGACCUUUCUAUAUUGCUGAACAUCACCAGCCCUCGUUGGAAAGCCAGUCACUGAUUGAUGCUGCAAUUAUUUUUGGAGUCCUGUGUGAGAGGUGUGUUACUGAGAAUGUAACUGGAGCUCCUCCCCUGGGGAACUGUAACACCAAGAGCUUAUAGAGCGCUUCUGACUGUUCUCACCUGCACAUCUGAGAUCUCCUCUGCAGAGACAGUCAUGCCAGCGAAGGCACCCAUAUAUCUUAAACCCACCAAUAAUAAGAGGGGGAAAAAAUGUCGCCUGAGAGAUAUUUUGUCACCUGACAUGAUCAGUCCACCUCUGGGGGACUUUCGCCACACCAUCCACAUUGGCAGGGGUGGGGAAAGAGACGCCUUUGGAGACAUGUCCUUCCUCCAGGGACAGUAUGAGCUCCUGCCAGGAAAAAGAGAUAUCCACCCACAGUAUGGCAUUCAGAGUGAGUUUCUGCGAGCAAACAGCACAGGUGAUGCUUCCUUUGUCGAGACUCCCUCUCCAGUACUCAAGAACGCAAUCUCCCUCCCAGCUAUUGGUGGCUGCCAGGCCCUCACCCUUCCAGUGAUCUCUUCUGUGGUGUUCUCCAUGCAACCAGAGCCACUGGAGGAUGUCAUGGGACCUCCACCUUCCACGAAACCUGACACAGCUGAAGAGGUAGAGAUCCUGCAGAUGGACGCUCUGUUGCACUCCAUGAACAUCUUCAGCAAUGAGCCCUCAUCACCCUCCACAGAUUUCCAGUCAAAGCCUGACGUGCUCUUGGAUCUGCUUGAGAACACAGAUAAGCCCCCUUCUAAGGAAGUUGCCAAAGCUAACAAAAUAAACAGGAGUGAAAGCAGAUUUGAUCAUCCAUCAUCCUAUUAUAUCAAUGGUCACAGCAACAGCAUCUAUAAAGCUAAUGGAAGCUUGAACAGCAACACAAGCAGCUUUGACAGCUUAAGUGGUAAAGGGGACUUCCAGAACAAGAGCUACAAUGGCAGCGGGAGUCUCAAUGGCAAUGGUAACUGCAAUAGUUACGGACACUUUAACAAUGACAUUACCCUUGGCUUUAAGCAGGAGCUUUCCAAGUACAAUGGAGAGUGGGUGGACAGGGACAGUGGGGUGGAAGAGGGCCGCAUCUGUGAUUUUGAGUUUGAGUUUUCCAAAGAGAAGAGCACAUCGCAGGAUUCCCUAGCCCAGAUCACGGGCUCAUUCCUUUCUCUUGAACUUGAUCUGGGCCCAUCCAUCCUGGACGAUGUGCUCAACAUAAUGGAUAAACCCGCAGCAAAGAGCAGGCCUUGAGCUGCACUGAGGCCCCAAGAAGAGAAUGGGAAUUAUUAAAAUAUAGCCACAAGGAGAGAAAGACUCAUAAAGCAAUCAAAAUGGUGUCUGGAUAUAUCAUUGAGAUGAAAACCAGCUGCAAUAGAAAAAGCUGCUUAUGUUUUUAUUGUCAAAACAUAGAAGUAUUCUAGCUUCUAUGGAGUGUUGAGUCCUCUUCUUUGUUUUGUUUGCCAUGCCAGCAGCAUGUUUAAGAUGCAUGUGCUUUUUGAGUUACAGCUAAAACACAGCCAUUCUGUCUUUGAUUUUAAAUGACUGUAAGGAUGCUACAUGAUAGAGUGACACUCCUCUGUUGAAUUUCAUGGUAUGUAAAAAUAAAGACAACUUUUAGGUGCGUUUUUUUUUUUUUACACUCAGUUUGAUUUUCACACUCUUUUUGAACUUAUUGCAUUUUGUGACUUCAGAUUUGUUUAACAAAGCACGGUUUUGUUGUCACAUAACUCAUUUGCCACAUUUCAAACAAACAAACACUAUGCAUUAUUGUG